Messenger RNA from Colletotrichum scovillei, 2585 nucleotides. RefSeq lists its product as uncharacterized. The record is from RefSeq and is a predicted model, not a curated record. The coding region runs from base 1341 to 2180 and encodes 279 amino acids. The transcript is spliced from 3 exons. NCBI's taxonomy places the organism in Eukaryota, Fungi, Ascomycota, Sordariomycetes, Glomerellales, Glomerellaceae.
UAUUGCGUUCGUUCUUUCAUCGGACGUCGAAAUCGCUAUGCAUAGCAGUCACUAUGUGCUCGUAUUAUCAGGCAAGACGCUAAGUAUAUAAGGGACGCCGACUCCCUGCUCGUCUUCGCCUCCCUCACGACGAACUCACUUAUAGAUGCACCCAACUUUAUAUGCACAUGUCUACAUAUCUCAUUCCUCUUCAUUGGCCGUCGUCCGCAAUGCCCGCGAUGGAGAAUAGAAUGAGGUUCCAGAUAGGGUGCAGCCUCUACCUUAUUCUAUUCUCUUGACACAGAGAAAUCGUCACUGAUUAUCAGCCCUCACUCAUCAAAGACCUACGGGAGUCGCGUCUAUCGACCCAAGUGUGAGUUCCCUCUUACUAGCAACAAAUCGGAACUCAUGACAGAUACUUUCCUCUGAAGGGGGAGCCGGGCGUAAUUCUGAAUAUGAUUUCAGGAAAAGCUUCAACUUCGCGUGGCUGGCUGCCGUGUUACUCUCAUCGGGUCCUUGCAUGAUUGUUUAGGGUCAGCUUUGGUCCCAAGACACAAUCUUGUCGCCAAAUCAGUGCGACCACAAACCUGGUUCAUGACCGCCCGACUUGUCUGGCUCUCACAAUUUUGCUACACACAAAAGGUACGAUUUGGCAUGAGAUUCCUGUGCUUCUGUCGCCAUGCUUCUUAGGCAUCACCCAACGCCCCUUUGUACUCAUGGAGGAUGUGAAAUCGGCUUUCGUCCACGCGCAUCAUCAAUUGUUGCACUGGAUCCCAAACAGUCAAGACGAUUCUUCUGAUGCUAGAGAGCCAAGACUGCUUCUGGGAGAUUCAAAUUUCAUUUACACAAGGCAAAUACCCGUUCUGGGCCCAAGGGACCAUAGCACGGAAUUUAUCUCAAGCUCUUCCGGGACACGAGACCCCAAUUUUCAUAUUGACUCCCUUCCCGUCAGGGUGAGAAAUCCAUGUUUGGCAGAUUGAUGUUAUAUAGAGUUCGCUCUGACUGGCUCGUUAAGGCUCGGAAGACGGAGCUGCUUCGGCCAGUUUGAUAUGUUUGUGCCUCUGUCCGCUUCGGGCUCGUAUAGACUAUCAGACAGCGACCGUUUGUGUCGUACACUGGAAAGGGUCAAGCUUCACAGUCAGAACUUUUGCUGGUGGGAAACAAGCUGGAGUUCUCUCGUCAGACACUUUGACUUCAUGGCCGUUGAUGGGUAUGAGGUGACUCUGGCUUACGAUAGUCCAAACUCCCUCAAUAUCGAAGCUAUAAAAGAGGAAGGCAUCUCUUCACUUUGAUCCAGAGAUCUAUUAUCACACGGCAUACCUACAAAACAGCAUCCAAUCCACAAGGUUGAAGAAAUCAAAAUGAGCUUCAAGUCAGCCAUCGUCGUCCUCGCUACUCUCGCCUUCCGGACCAUUGCGGUCCCGGUCGAGCCCGCCCAGCCCCCGAACCCGGAAGACUGGACCCUCCUGAACUUCCGACGCACUUGCGCAGCGGACCAGAGCCGGUGCAGCUACGACUUCCUCAUCUCCGAAGACGCGGCCAAGGUGCCCAAGUACUGCAACUUUGACAUUGACGCCGCCGGCGGACUCCGCGCGUACCAGACCGACUUCUCGUCCCUCAAGUGCCCGAGCGCACCCGAGUAUUCCAUCAAUGGCGGCUGGGACGAGCAAGGCUUCAUCACGCUGACGGUCAUCGACGAUCCGAGGAGGCUCCUGUCUUUCUUCGCUUUCAGAGAUGAAGAGCUGUGGGCUGGUGAGGCGGCGACGCCGCAGCAGUCUAAGGUCUUCGAUUAUCCGUUCUCCACCAAGCGAGAGGUCAUGGCCAGCCAGGAAGAGAGUGAGAUGGCAUACGCUCCCAGCUGGAAGAUUAAGGACUUCAUCAGAUAUGAAUUCAACCGAGGAAUCCCUUACAGCGAUGCACUUAUCAUGAGAUUCGGCAUUCAGAGUGGUCCUUUGACCGAACAGUGCCUCCUGAUCAUUGCCCUUUUUGAAGGAACUGUGCCCCUGGGUAAGAGCUUCGCUGACGCAGCCUGUGGCUACGGUGGGUGGACGGUUUCUUGGGGUCACAACGAGACUACGGAUGAGGCGGUCAUGACCUUGAUGAAUGUACACCAUGACAGGAGAGCAUUCUAUGGAUUCAACGAUGUUAGCAAAAACAUCAUUCUGGGUGACAAUGGACCUAGACCUGCCUCUCCGUAUUAAGAGACGGAGCCAAGUGCCUUGUAAUUAUGUCUGUAUCCUAUGCUAAGAGCAGUCCGAGGUGCUCUUAGACUUAGGCAACAUGUCUGAAGCAUUUGAUGAGUCUUUGACCAGAGCAUAGGCUGGAGUACAGUCAACGACUGUGGUACUGAAGAACAUAAUGGGUGGAAUAUGUAAAGAUGUAUGUUAUGGGAAUCGAGCAAGUAUCAGGAUCAGGGUCGGGGGAAAGGAGACGCUAAUACUACCAUGUUUCCUUGAGACCUUUGAAUGGACAAGCUCAUACUUGUGAUCAUGAAGUCAUAUCAGCGUCUAGUUGUGUUGCAUCCGCAGCUCACCGGGCAACCUCCGAAGGUGCGAGUGCGCUCCAACACUGCUUUUCUCAAAGAGCGACGAAAAGUUAGUAAAGAG